Molecule: messenger RNA, 1114 nt
Organism: Dama dama (fallow deer)
Lineage: Eukaryota; Metazoa; Chordata; Mammalia; Artiodactyla; Cervidae
Product: serine protease 41-like
Exons: 2
Coding region: 51-995 (314 amino acids)
Biological process (GO): proteolysis
Molecular function (GO): serine-type endopeptidase activity
Source: RefSeq, a predicted model, not a curated record
GCGGUUCCCCCGGGAGUCCCUUCCCUUCCCAGUGGGUGAGGGUGGGCAGGAUGAGCCUGCCUCCCACAGCUCAGCCUGGUGUCCGUCUGUCCAUCCCAGGGCCUUGUGGCCUCCAGGGCAUCCAGGUGCGCGUGAUGGGUGGAAAUGAGGCCAAGCUUGGGCGCUGGCCUUGGCAGGGCAGCCUGCGCUGGAAUAAAGUCCACAGCUGCGGAGCGAGCCUGCUCAACCGCCGCUGGGUGCUCUCCGCCGCGCACUGCUUUCAAAAGAACAGUUAUCCCUCCGAUUGGUCAGUCCAGUUCGGGGAACUGUCUGCCACACCAUCCAUUUGGAGCCUGCGGGCCUUCCUGCGUCGAUAUGGAGUCCAGGAUAUUAUCACAUUCCCCCAAUUCAGGAGGAAAUCGCAGCAUGACAUCGCCCUGGUCAAGCUCUCCUCCCCGGUUACCUUCAAUAAGCACGUCCAGCCCAUCUGCAUCGUGUCCUCCUCCGAGGAGUUCAAGAACCGGAAUGACUGCUGGGUGACUGGCUGGGGGGACAUCAGUGAGAUAGAGAGUGAGGUUGGGGACAGACGGGCGGGGGAGGGGAGCGGUAUCCGCCAGGCCCUGUGCAGGCCCGCACACCAGCUCCAGGGGCCCUGCCUCAGUCUGUGCCCACUCUGCCCUCGCUUUUUCCCCUCAGCCGUUGGCCCUCACCUCCUCCCCCACCGCAGAGCAGGGCUUUCUGCACACACACUCAGCUCCCCCUCCCUUCCAGAGGCCCCCCUGCCCACACCUGCAGCCCCAGCCUGCAGGGGUGUGAGUUUUGGGGUGCAUGAGGUUUUGGGGUGCACUUUUCAGAAAAGCACCGGGCUUUUUUUUUUUUUGGAGAUACAGUUCACAAAGCAUAAAAAUCAUCCUUUUAAAGUGUACAAUUCAGGGACUUCCCUGGUGGUCUGGUGGUUAAGACUCUGCCCUUCCACUGCAGGGGGGCAUGGGUUCAAUCCCUGGCUGGGGAACUGAAAUCCCACAUACUAUGUGGUAUGACAAAAAAAAAAAGCAUAAAAUUCAGAGGGUUUUUUUUUUUUUUUGGAUACUCAGAGUGGUGUAGGUAUCACCACUAUCUAAUUAUGGAACAUUUU